AUGACAUUACCUAAUGACAGUAGGCUGUCAGUAGUUGCUGUCAAAAACAACAUUUACUGGAUGGAAAGCAAGAUAUGCGUGUGCGGUGACAAACUUUUCAGUAAACAUCAACAAGUUGAAUCAAAUCUUUGUGAAAAGUGCAGAAAUGACAAAUCGAAAACUUGCGGUUCUAGCAAAACAUUUUCUCUUUACAAAAGACAGAACUUGUUCAACUUCAGAAACGACGCCGUCAGUUAUCACUUCUGCAUGAAUGAAGAAGUGAUUCCAAGUGAUUGUACACCAGGCCAAUGUACGCCUGGAUGGACUGGAGAGCUUUGUGAUAACAGAGAUUGUAACGUUGAAAAUGGAGACUGUGGUGUCAAUGCUUCGUGUGUUGCUAAUAAAUGGGGGCAGAAGCUCGUAACAGAAUGCCAAUACAAACACAAACAGGGCUUGACCAAAGAUGGAAAAAUUCAAGCUGCAAAUUUUGAAAAAUUUGCAAACAGUGAACCAGAUAAAAAAAAUCUCAACAUUAAAAGGCAGAUCGUUUUGAACAAAAAAAGAAUUAUUUCCAAACAGGCGCUUGAAAAUGUGAAUGAUGAAUUUUGUGCCAUUGUUCACAAAGUAGUUAUGGAUCAAGCGAUUAAUAGUUUAAAACAGAGAUUCUCUGAGCAUGAUUUUUCUAGAGCUGAAACAACCAUGGCAGAAUACAUCGGCUGCUAUGCAUUUGUUGUAUACAGCUUCGUCAAGCCAGUUUACAGAUUGAAUAUAUGUGUGAAAUUCUGUGGAGAGGAUAAAAAGAGCUAUCUCUUUGGACUUAACAACGGAACAAUGUGUUUCUGCGUUGAAAAAGCUUCCUACCCAGUAACAAGUAAACUUUGCAAUAUGUCAUGCAGUGACGGUGUUGAGAAAUGCGGAGGCAAACAAUUUUAUUCCGUUUAUCAGACAAAUCCUGCCAAAUUGAACGAGCGUGCAUUGGUCGAUGCUGGAUCCGUGGUCCCUGACGAUGCGAAAGUAUUUGAACAUUUGAAUUCAUUGACCAUUGAGUUAUGCAUGAGGAUCUGUGCUGAGAAUUUCUUUUCAUUGGCAUAUCUCACAGCGGCAGAUGAGUGCAAGUGCAGCUCUAGAGAUAAGGAAACGUGUGGUCACCCCAACAACUAUGAACAAAACUGCAAUGUAUACUGCCGUGGUAAUGACGCUCAGAAAUGUGUUGGAACAUAUCUUGAAAUUCAAACUGGUCAGUCAGUUUAUAUUCACUGUGGUAAUAAAAACAUAGAAUUGAAAAGAUUAACACGAUGUGAUAUAGCAUGCGGAGAUGGAUGGUCUGGAGCAUUCUGUGACAAAAGAGAUUGUGCUGCGUACAAUGGGCAUUGUGGCGAUCAUUUGAACUGCAACGUAGUAAAACUAAUAGGGAAAUCGUAUAGCGAAUGUGUUUGUCCAUACGGAAAGUACAGAACUGUUCAGUGGGAAUGUGAAGAUUUGCCGCUUAAGAAUGUAGCGUUCAGAAAGAGAGUUGAGACCGUCCCACGACUUGAAACUAUUCAAACAGAGUAUCUGGUCGAUGGUCACAUCAUAGGAAAUCCCUCCAAUCCCGUUUUUCAGUCAAAAGAUGACAUAUUAAUUACUGUACAUCUUGACACUUUAUACAAAGUACAAUACGUAGUUGUCUAUCACAGGCCGAAUUUCAUUGAUAUUGACUCGACGAUCUGUGCUAAUCCACCAAAGCGCGUAACAUGUAAGUUUCCAGAUUUUAAAUCAAAGUAUGUCUUCAUUUUUCCUGAAGUUUUGGAAAGGACCAAUUAUACGGCGGUUGAUGAAAUCGAAGUCUACGCAGAUGACAGUUUGCGAGAAUAUUAUUACGUGGGAUGUUAUGGAACGUUCAUCAGUGAGUACACCUUGGAAUCGAAAAAACUAACAUUUGCUGAAUGCACAAAGUUCUGUGAACAGUAUCAGGACCCCAUGUUGAUUAUCGGCCUGGCGAACGCGAGUGAGUGUCAUUGCGGUUUGUCAGCCGGUGAGCCAAGUGAAUCAAUUAAUUGCGGCUUAACUUGUCACGAUGACCUACCUUGUGGCGGCCAUGUUUAUGUUGCAUAUAUAAAACAAUCUAAGAUUUUUACGAUAGUUUUCCAAAUUUCAGCUGAAAGGCCAAUACCAAGAUACGUUGGUUGUUACUCUGAUAACUUGAAACAAAAGAACAAGGUGAUUUUAGUUAGUCAGGGAGUCGCAUAUAAAUCUUGCUUGGUGCAGUGCAGGACACAAAACUCCAUUGAAUUUGCCAUAAUGGGUUCAACUCAAUGCAUGUGCGGGAAUUUGAUAAAUGCCUCGGAACAAGUUGCCACAUCUAAAUGCAAUAGGGAGUGUGAAGAAGGAGAAGCCUGUGGGGGCGACCAACAGUUUUCCGUAUAUAAAAUUUUCUCGAGGUAUGAAGCAAGCAUUGAACGUCACUUCUGCCUGGACAAUUCUGCCGGAUCUCCCGAUUGCAAACCAGGAAGGUGUGAUCCUGGUUGGACUGGACAACUUUGCAACAAGAGAGAAUGUUCCGUAAAUAAUGGUGCAUGUCCGAAAGACUUUUUCUGCUCAAAAGUUUUCGUUGGCCCCGACAUAACAUCUGAAUGUCGGAGAACCGUCAAUUAUACUUCAGCUCUUGAGAAUGAAACUGGGAUCACUGUGGUAUCAGUUUGGCCAAACCAGUCACAUUGGAUCGCUUUGAUCAUUGCUGGAUCAUUUUUAUCGCUCCUCUUAAUGUCAAUUGGAUCCACCGUUGCUUACGUGAAGAUGAAACAUCCAGAUAUGUAUGUAAAAAAAGUUCAACAAGUGAAAGAUUUGAAAUCAAAAGUUGGCGACAAACUGUCUAAAUCAAUCAAACCAAAAAAAGAAAAAACCGUCAAAGCUAAAGAUGAAAAAACAGUUGGAUCCGAUAAGGGCGCCAAAACUAUGGAUGCGAAAGCAGCCUACAUUGAAAAAACAGCUGCUCCAGUCUCAACUACUGCAAAGGCCUCUGCCACAUCAUCAGACGAAGAAAGUGAUGAUGAAAGUGAAUAA
Helobdella robusta is the source of this 3021-nucleotide messenger RNA. RefSeq lists its product as hypothetical. The record is from RefSeq and is a predicted model, not a curated record. Gene Ontology annotation, cellular component: plasma membrane. The coding region runs from base 1 to 3021 and encodes 1006 amino acids. The transcript is spliced from 21 exons. Lineage: Eukaryota; Metazoa; Annelida; Clitellata; Rhynchobdellida; Glossiphoniidae.